AUAGGGUUACACAGGCUACUGGAGUAGUGGUUGGCUGAGAAAAAAAGCUUUUGAGCCUCUUUCUCAUCAGAACCAGUAACCUAGCGGCUAGCGCUCAUGGAAGGUGUAGCCGCGCAGUUCGCCGGUCCGAUCCUCACCAUCGUCGCCGCCGCCGCCGUGACCUUCUACGCCGUCAGCUUCAUGGAGCUCCGAGACAAAUCUUUCGAGGAACUCGACGAGAAGUACUCGGAGCUCGACGACGCCGGCGGCCGGCAGCGCCGCGCGCGACGGCGGGCCGAGCGCAAGUCCAGGAAGAAGUGACUGACCGACAUCUCGAUAUGAUGAUCAGAUCAGCCCAACUGCCUGAGAACAGGAGGAUGAUGAACCGUCGUUGUCGUCGUUGGUCAUUUCCUUGCUAGAUGCUAGUAGUGGUUAAUUAUCGAAUGUAAACCUGAUUUCAAGCUUGUUUCAGUACUGGUCUUCCAUCUCAUCCGUUUUUGUAUUGAAAUUUGGCAAGUUCAAAGUUGCAGAAAAUAGCUGCCCUGGAUCGAUAACUUUGUUGCGACUUUGGUUUGACCUGAAAAUACAAUUCCAAAUAAAUCUCAUGGAGGAACUCAAUCA
Molecule: messenger RNA, 600 nt
Organism: Oryza sativa Japonica Group (Japanese rice)
Lineage: Eukaryota; Viridiplantae; Streptophyta; Magnoliopsida; Poales; Poaceae
Source: RefSeq, a predicted model, not a curated record